Messenger RNA from Callorhinus ursinus (northern fur seal), 945 nucleotides. RefSeq names its product olfactory receptor-like protein DTMT. Gene Ontology annotation, molecular function: olfactory receptor activity; G protein-coupled receptor activity. Gene Ontology annotation, cellular component: membrane. The record is from RefSeq and is a predicted model, not a curated record. NCBI's taxonomy places the organism in Eukaryota, Metazoa, Chordata, Mammalia, Carnivora, Otariidae. Gene Ontology annotation, biological process: G protein-coupled receptor signaling pathway.
AUGAAAAUGGGAAACCAAACUGUCAUCUCAGAAUUCAUCCUCCUGGGCCUGCCCAUUGAUCCAGAUCAGCGAGACCUGUUCUAUGCCCUGUUCCUGGCCAUGUAUGUUACCACUGUCCUGAGGAACCGUCUCAUCAUUGUCCUCAUUCGCCUGGACUCCCACCUCCACACGCCCAUGUAUUUGUUUCUCAGCAAUUUAUCCUUCUCUGACCUGUGCUUCUCCUCUGUCACAAUGCCCAAAUUGCUGCAGAACAUGCAGAGCCAAGUCCCAUCCAUUCCCUAUGCUGGCUGCAUGACCCAGAUGUACUUCUUCCUGUUUUUUGCAGACCUGGAGAGCUUCCUCCUGGUGGCCAUGACCUAUGACCGCUAUGUGGUCAUCUGCUUCCCUCUGCACUACACCACCAUCAUGAGCCCCAAGCUCUAUCUCUCCCUGGUGGUAUUCUGGAUCCUGACCACUUUUAUCUCUUUAUUGCACACCCUGCUCAUGGCUCGGCUGUCUUUCUGUGCUGAUAAUGUGAUCCCUCACUUUUUCUGUGACAUGUCAGCUCUGCUAAAGUUGGCCUGCUCUGACAUUCAGAUAAAUGAAAUGGUGAUCUUUAUUUUGGGAGGGCUCAUCAUUAUUGUUCCAUUCCUGUUAAUCUCUUCAUCCUAUGCACGAAUUGUGUCCUCCAUCCUCAAGGUCCCUUCUGCCAGGGGCAUCUGCAAGGCCUUCUCCACCCACCUCUCUGUGGUGUCCCUCUUCUAUGGGAUAAUCAUUGGCCUUUACUUGUGCCCAUCAACUAAUAAUUCUACUGUUAAGGAGACAGUCAUGGCUGUGAUGUAUACUGUGAUUACCCCCAUGCUGAAUCCCUUUUGUUACAGCCUGAGGAAUCAGGACAUAAAGGGAGCCUUGGGAAGAAUCUUUUCAAAGUGGACAAUUCAGCUUUCUUUGGGACAGGGACUCUAA